AUAAUGUUAAAAGAAAUAUAUUUUUGGAAAUUGUGGGAGAGAAGAUGAUAAGAGAGCGGCAGAGAAAGGAAGGGUGGGUGGACAGAACAGAACCGAACAAAACAUAACAGAAUGGCUACCUCUGUAUCACUUCCUUACUUCUCUCACACUCACUCUCAUAAUGUUAAGUUACAGCUGCAAAGAAGGAGAAUAUCCACCGUUUCCUCUGCUCUGGCUGAGACUGCAGCUUCAAUGGCAGUAGCUGUAACUUUCGUUGGUGCAGCAGCUACUCUUAUCGUAAAGAGAUCCAAAACUUCUGAACCAGCACAGAUUCAAUCCAAAGCAUGUGAAGAUUGUGGAGGUUCUGGUAUAUGUUCUGAAUGCAAUGGUGAAGGAUUCGUUCUUAGGAAACGUUCUGGUGAAAGUUCUGAUCAGGCAAGAGUGCCAGCUAAGAAUAUGGCGACUCGAUUCACAGAUCGGCUUCCAAAGAAGUGGAGCUAUUGUACAAAAUGCUCUUCUGGUCGAUCCUGUUCAACCUGUGGUGGCAGUGGAAAACUAAGUUACUAGUUUAGAACUGCAUGCUGUCAACCUAGCUAGCUCAUCAGUACUACCGUUUACACACAUGCUCUUGUUGAAGUCACGGUUCAGAAUGAGGCAACAUAAUGAACUCAACGCUUAUUCGUGAUUCACAUCCACUUUGAUUUCCUUGAUCCAUUCUGCAUGAAGCAAAAUUCUAUGUAUAUGCAUUUCAAUGGAAGUGUAUAGUGAGUUUUUACUUGAUUUGGAGAGGUUUUGAGUUUAACAUAUGUGGGGUCUUGAUAGAAUAGGAUUUGAGUUGAACUAACAAGCAUAUUAAUAUACUCCUCUUGCAAAU
This is a messenger RNA of Vigna angularis (adzuki bean), 853 nucleotides long. RefSeq lists its product as uncharacterized. The coding region runs from base 112 to 546 and encodes 144 amino acids. NCBI's taxonomy places the organism in Eukaryota, Viridiplantae, Streptophyta, Magnoliopsida, Fabales, Fabaceae. The transcript is spliced from 4 exons. The record is from RefSeq and is a predicted model, not a curated record.